GAGUUUUUCCAAAGUGUGUAUCUGAUAUCUGCUACAUUAGCUAUGAAAUUUAGGCGCUAAAAUCAUUUUAGCAAACAUCUAGAUAUUUAGAAACUUGAAGAAUUUAAUGUUUUUGCCUAAUUGCACGGAUGUGAAAUGACUUUAUGCUGAUUCCUCGAACUAUAAAUUAUAUUAAGAAGGUUUAACAGAAUUAUAUUUGACAAAGUGCAGAUAAAAAACAUAAUUGAUCAAAAUGCAUCGGCGAGGCGGAAAGCGCAUCCGAAUGGAUGACCCCAUUCCUCCGGAGUAUGAGAAUCCUGAAACCCCAGCAACUCCUUCUGUUGAUUAUCAUUCAAACAGCGCAGAAGAUCAUGAGCUGGGUGUAUCAGAGCCUAGUUCACAAUCUGAAAUGGAAAGUCCGCCAUCUCCUAUGAAACGAAUGACACGAGCUCGUGCCAGAGGUGUUCAGUAUGUUCCUCCUGUGAGCACGAGAAUGAUUCCUCCUGAUUCAGUUCCUACAACCCCACCAACGCGAAAAAGAAAACCAGGGCGUAAACCACUUCAUGAACAUCAUUCAGUUGAUGACAAAAGUCUUUAUUUUGUUUUAAGAAACAGUAAAGCACCAAUGGCCUCUAUUGUGGAUGAUUGGAUUGGAACAUACAGACAAAAUCGUGACACGGCAUUAAUAUCACUUAUUCAAUUCUUUAUCAAUGCAAGUGGAUGUAAAGGACGAAUAACACCACAAAUGCAAAGUGAAAUGGAACAUGCAGCUAUUAUUAGAAAAAUGACAGAAGAAUUCGAUGAGGAAAGUGGUGAAUAUCCUUUAAUAAUGACAGGACAAGCAUGGAAAAAGUUUCGGCAAAAUUUUUGUGACUUUGUUCAAACUCUUGUAAAGCAAUGUCAAUAUUCUAUUAUUUAUGAUCAAUUUUUGAUGGAUAAUGUUAUAUCAAUGUUGACUGGAUUAUCAGAUUCACAAGUUCGAGCCUUUCGACAUACUGCAACAUUAGCAGCUAUGAAGUUAAUGACUGCACUGGUGGAUGUCGCAUUACUUGUUUCUGUAAAUUGUGAUAAUUCACUUCGUCAGUAUGAGGCUGAACGCCUGAAAGCUAGGGACAAGCGUGCAACAGAUCGUCUGGAGUCUCUUAUGCAAAAAAGGACAGAAUUGCUGGAAAAUAUGGAUGAAAUAAAAAAUAUGCUUACGUAUAUGUUCAAAUGUGUUUUUGUUCAUAGAUACAGAGAUACUUUGCCAGAGAUUCGUUCCAUAUGUAUGGCAGAAAUUGGUGUAUGGAUGCAGAAGUUCCAUUCCAACUUCUUGGAUGAUUCUUAUUUGAAAUACAUUGGUUGGACUCUCCAUGACAAAGUUGGAGAAGUGCGUUUGAAAUGUCUACAGGCUUUAUUACCUUUAUAUGCUACUGAAGAGUUAAAAGGAAAGCUUGAACUGUUCACAAGUAAAUUUAAAGAUAGAAUAGUUGCCAUGACUCUUGACAAAGAAUAUGAGGUUGCUGUCCAUGCAGUGAAGCUUGUUAUUAGUAUUUUCAAAACUCAAAAUGAUAUUUUGACUGAUAAAGAUAGUGAGCAUGUAUACGAAUUAGUAUAUUCAUCACAUCGAGCUGUAGCACAAGCAGCUGGUGAAUUUUUAAAUGAACAUCUAUUUCGUUUAGAUGAAGAAAGUGCAACUGAACUUAGAUCAAAACGUGGUAAAAAACGUUUACCAAAUACACCUUUAAUUAGAGAUCUUGUGCAGUUUUUCAUUGAAUCUGAGCUUCAUGAACAUGCUGCUUACCUAGUAGAUUCCUUGAUCGAAAGUCAUCCAAUGAUGAAAGAUUGGGAGUGUAUGACUGAUCUUCUAUUAGAAGACGCAGGGCCUUCAGAAGAAGUAUUGGAUAAUAAACAAGAAUCUAGUUUGAUAGAAAUAAUGGUGUGUUGUGUGAGACAAGCUGCUACAGGCGAACCACCUGUGGGAAGGUCUAGUUCAAGAAAGAUGGCGCUAAGUGCAAAAGAAAAUAAACAAGUUUUAGAUGACAAACAAAAACUAACCGAGCAUUUUAUUAGGACUAUUCCUAUGCUUUUGUUAAGAUUCGGUGCAGACUCGGAGAAGCUGACAAAUUUAUUAUCGAUUCCGCAAUAUUUCGAUUUAGGAAUCUACACAACAUCACGUCUAGAAAAUAAUCUGCAAGCAUUAUUAUCAAAAUUGCAAGAAAUUAUAAUUAAUCAUACUGAAAGCGAAGUACUAGAAACUUGUAGUAAAACUCUAGAAUAUUUGUGUAAAGAGGGCACUCAUAUUUCAAUAAGAUGUGAUGUUGUAAAAUCAAUUAUUAUCGAUCAUUGUGUAGAUAAAUAUAAUUAUGCAAUGGAUGAUUGGAGAAAUAUUAUCAAUGGGGAUGAAACUCCUGAUGAUGAUGAAACAUUUAAUGUGGUGAAUAGCUUGAAGAAAAUUUCGAUUCUGUAUUCAUGCCAUAAUAUUAACCAUAAAAAUUUAUGGCAAUCUAUCAUAAUUGAUAUAAUUGAAUGCCAAAAUGGCAUUACUGAUAAGAGUUUACCUAGUGAGGCUUUGAAAUACUGUAUAGAAGCAUGUUACUUUUCCUUGAUUUGGGAUUUAGCUACUAUUGAAACAAACACUGAUCCUGUUGAUUGUGCGUCUUCAAUCCAAACUCUAAGAUCUAGAUUAGAUCAAUAUAUACAUGUUUGCAAGCAAAUUAUGACUAAUGUAAAUGAUAAUGAUUUACGUGAAGCUGCAUAUUCUUCUAUUUGUGAUUUAGCCAUUAUGUUUUCUGAACAAUUAGCUGUCCACCCGAAGGAGAUGAUGCAUCCUCUGGUGUACAUUCCAUGUGCAGAAACACAGACAAUAUUAAAUGAUUUUGUACAGAACUAUGUCUUCAUACAACAUCAUGAAGAAGGGCAUGACGAGGGACGAAUCGAAGAGCUGCACAAACGUCGCAACUUUUUAGCAGCAUUUUGCAAACUCAUAGUAUAUAAUAUUAUACCAACUCAAGCUGCUGCAGAUGUGUUUAAGCACUAUGUUAAGUGCUACAAUGAUUAUGGUGAUAUUAUCAAAUCAACUUUAGGCAAAGCACGUGAGAUUAACAAAGUAAAUUGUGCAAUGACCAUGAGUUUGAGUUUAACCGGAUUGUUCAAGGAUUUGCAAAUGAAUGUGCCGGCUGGUGUUAAGGUUCCCAGAAAUACAGAGGAAUUUGCAGAGUUGAAAGAGUUAGCAAAACGUUUUGCUUUAUCUUUUGGCUUGGAUGCUGUGAAAAAUCGUGAAGCUGUUACUGCUUUGCAUAGAAGUGGUAUAUUGUUCAGUGUAACCGCAGUCGACGAGUGCGAUGACCCCACAAGAGCACCUUCGCGUUUGCCUUUCUUGGAGAUUUUGAACGAGUUUACUAAUAAGUUGCUAAAGCAGGAUAAAAGAGUUGUAUUAUCAUUUUUGGAACGCCGCAUCAAUGACGGGAUGCCUUCAAGUCGUACUGAUGAAUGGCAACCAUUAUUCAUAUAUCGUAACUCAUUACUGCAUGGAGAAACUGAUGCUGCACCUGUGACAUCAAAAAGAGCAUACACACGCAGGAAAAAGGAUAUAAGUCAUGCCGAUGAAGAUGAAGAGGCAGAUGGUGAAAAUAUGGACUCUGAUAACGAAUAUCCUUGAAUUUUUAUAUAUAAUGUAUUUGUAUUCUUCCAAUUAUGUUUAUAUAUUUAAAACAAAAUAUCGAUAAUUUUAAAUAUAUGUUUCGUAUUAUAACGUUUAUAUGCUAGAUUUAUGUAAAG
Molecule: messenger RNA, 3738 nt
Organism: Ctenocephalides felis (cat flea)
Lineage: Eukaryota; Metazoa; Arthropoda; Insecta; Siphonaptera; Pulicidae
Product: cohesin subunit SA-1-like
Exons: 21
Coding region: 233-3619 (1128 amino acids)
Biological process (GO): sister chromatid cohesion
Cellular component (GO): nucleus; cohesin complex; chromatin
Molecular function (GO): chromatin binding
Source: RefSeq, a predicted model, not a curated record